Molecule: messenger RNA, 390 nt
Organism: Ostertagia ostertagi
Lineage: Eukaryota; Metazoa; Nematoda; Chromadorea; Rhabditida; Trichostrongylidae
Source: the annotation of a GenBank genome assembly
AUGGUCGCUACAUUCGGGAUUCCUUACGACGCGAAGGCGGAUCCUCUUCAAGAGAUGCGCGCUUCAAAGCCGCAAUGGCAGACGCGAAGACCAAUCCGGAUUGGCGUACAGCUCGUCAAAUUGAGCGCCAUCGCUGGAGAAUCUGUAUUCGUAUUUGAAGGAGGGUCAACAUGCGCUCUGGCUGGAGAGAACUUUGCUAUAGUAGCAAGUGAUACCCGUAAUGUCUCAGAUGGAAAUCAACAUCAUAACAGGGAUGCCGAGAAAGUGCAUGUUCUAAAUGAUUCUAUAAUCCUGGCAAAACUUCGGGAUUCUACGGUGACGUUGUGCAGCUCAAGCGAGUGCUCCAGUCCCGCCUUCAUAAAUAUCGUUUCGACUACCGUACCGAUAUGA